Messenger RNA from Erythranthe guttata (spotted monkey flower), 3449 nucleotides. Its product is annotated as elongation factor Ts family protein. The record is from RefSeq and is a predicted model, not a curated record. Gene Ontology annotation, molecular function: protein binding; translation elongation factor activity. NCBI's taxonomy places the organism in Eukaryota, Viridiplantae, Streptophyta, Magnoliopsida, Lamiales, Phrymaceae. Gene Ontology annotation, biological process: mitochondrial translational elongation.
AUUUGACGCCCCACGUUUCAUUUCCCUCUCUUUCGUUACCCUUUCUAUACAUCCCUUUGUCUGAAAAAUAAUAACUCAAUCCUUUUUCAUUUCCAUUUUUCAUACCUCAAGGUGAUUUUUUGAUUGAAGUGAUGAAUUGACUGUUUUAGCUGCUGACCGAUUCUCCUACACUCGAAACUAAAUGGCUCCCGUAAUCCCAAAUUCGACCAAUAGCAUCUCGAUCACGCCCGUAAUCACCUCAAUAACGAACAAAACCAGCUCUCUAUCCCAAUGCAGCUUCACUAAAAAUCUCAACAAGCAAAAAUUGCCCGCCUCCAAAUACACCAGCCCUCUCUCAACUUCCGUUCGUUUGUUCCCCCAUUUCCGCUUCGGGUCCAAUUUGCUAAAACCAAAGCUUCAAACUCACCUCGUAUUCGCCACCGGCACCGAUGUUGCUGUGGAGGAGACGAACGUGUCGGUGUCGGAAACAAAAGAAGAUGCAGAAUCCCCUCCUGUCCAAUCAGAAGCCAGUCCUCCGACCACUCAAUCGAAAAGGCCAAGGGUUGUAAGAAAGAGCGAUAUGCCACCUGUCAAGAACGAGGAGCUUAUUCCCGGAGCAAGUUUCACCGGAAAAGUCAAAUCCGUUCAGCCAUUCGGUGCGUUCGUUGACUUCGGAGCUUUCACAGACGGGCUCGUGCAUGUUUCGAAGCUGAGCGAUGGGUAUGUAAAAGAUGUUUCGACUAUAGUAUCGGUCGGGCAAGAAGUGAAAGUUUGGGUAGUGGAAGCUAAUAUGGAAACGGGGCGAAUAUCUCUAACCAUGCGCGAAAGCGACGACCCCACGAAAGUGCAGCAAACCGACGAAAAACCAAGACCGUCUCCGAGGAAGUCGACCGGUCCAAGAACUAACCAGAAGAGAGACGAUUCGAAGAAGUCAAAGUUUGUGAAGGGGCAGGAUUUAGAGGGGACGGUCAAGAAUCUCGUACGAGCUGGCGCUUUUAUUUCGCUUCCGGAAGGUGAGGAGGGUUUCUUGCCUACUUCGGAAGAAAUUGACGAGGGUUUGGGUCAUAUUAUGGGAGGUUCUUCGCUCGAAGCUGGACAAGAAGUUAGUGUUAGGGUUUUGCGUAUCGCGAGGGGGCAGGUGACUUUGACUAUGAAGAAAGAGGAAGAUUCUGCCAAGUUGGACUCGAAGUUGACUGGUGGGAUUGUGCAUACCGCUACGAACCCUUUUCUUUUGGCUUUCCGUGGUAAUAAAGAAAUAUCCGCCUUUUUGGACGAGAGUAAAAAGAAUGAUGAAUCGAUUGAAGACAAGAAAGAAGAGGUACAGGGAAUAGAGGCGGCAGCCUCUGUAGUGGUGAGUGAUGAUGUCAUCGAGAAGGAAGCUGAUGUGGCAAUAAUAAACGAGGGUGAACCUGAGUUGGCUGAAGAAGUAGCUGAUCAGACAGUAUUGUCUGAGAGCGGUGAAGAAGUUGUCGAGGCGGAAGCUGAUGUGGCAAUAAUAAACGAGGGUGAACCUGAGUUGUCUGAAGAAGUAGCUGAUCAGACAAUAUUGGCUGAGAGCGGUGAAGAAGUUGUCGAGAAGGAAGCUGAUGUGGCGAUACUAAAUGAGGGUGAAUCUGUGGUGUCUGAAGAAGUAGCUAAUCAGGUAUCUUUGUCCGAGAGUGGUGAAGAAGCUAUCGAGGGGGAAGCUGAUGUGGCAAUACUAAACGAGGCUGAAUCGGAGUUGUCUGAAGAAAUAACGAACGAGACAGUGUUGUCUGAAACUGUGGAAGAAGUUGUUGAAAAGAUAGCCGAUGAUGUAACAGAAUCGAGUGAGGAAAAAGAAACUUCUGCAACUAUUUCUGAGGAUGGUGGCAGCAACGGAAGCUCGAGUGCUGAAGUUGAUUCGCCGGUUAUCGAGACCGCAACCACAGCUGCUACCGCCACAAUACCGCCAGCUCUCGUAAAGCAGUUGCGAGAAGAAAGUGGGGCAGGAAUGAUGGACUGCAAGAAAGCCCUAUCGGAAACCGGGGGCGACAUAGUAAAAGCACAGGAGUAUCUCCGAAAGAAAGGCCUAGCGAGCGCAGACAAGAAAUCGAGCAGAGCCACAGCCGAAGGCAGAGUCGGUUCCUACAUACACGACAGCCGCAUCGGCGUCCUGAUCGAGGUCAACUGCGAGACGGAUUUCGUCGCGCGAGGCGACAUAUUCAAGGAACUCGUCCAAGAUUUAGCUAUGCAAGUCGCCGCAUGCCCGCAGGUGAAGUACCUCAAUACAGAAGAUUUUCCGAAAGAGAUAAUGGAUAAGGAGAGAGAAAUCGAGAUGCAGAAGGAGGAUCUUUUGUCGAAGCCCGAGCAAAUUAGGGAGAAGAUUGUGGAAGGGAGAUUAAAGAAGAGUGUCGAGGAAGUUUGUUUGAUGGAGCAGCCUUUUAUUAGAGACGACAAGGUGGCGGUUAAGGAUUGGGUGAAGCAGACGAUUUCGACUGUCGGGGAGAAUAUUAAGGUGAAGAGGUUCGUGAGGUUUAAUUUGGGGGAGGGUUUGGAGAAGAAGAGUACGGAUUUCGCGGCGGAGGUUGCCGCUCAGACUGCCGCUAGAGCGGCGGCGGCUCCUCCUGCUGCACCUGUGGAACAAGAGGCGGCUGUUGCUGCUGAAACUGAGGAAGCUGUCGAAAAGCCCACAAAAGCACCAGUUUCCGCCGCACUCGUAAAACAACUGCGGGAAGAAACCGGAGCAGGAAUGAUGGACUGCAAGAAAGCCCUCUCCGAAACAGGGGGCGACAUAGUAAAAGCACAAGAGUACCUCCGAAAGAAGGGCCUCUCAAGCGCCGACAAAAAAUCAAGCAGAUUAGCAGCCGAGGGCAGAAUCGGAACAUACAUACACGACUCUCGAAUCGGGGUCCUAAUCGAAGUCAACUGCGAGACCGACUUUGUGGGUAGAAGUCAAAACUUCAAAGAACUAGUGGACGACAUAGCCAUGCAAGUGGCUGCAUGCCCACAGGUGCAGUACGUUUCCAUUGAAGACAUUCCGGAAAGUUCCAUUGAGAGAGAGAAACAGUUGGAGAUGCAGAGAGAGGAUCUUCAGUCGAAGCCGGAGAAUAUACGAGAGAAGAUUGUCGAAGGCAGGAUUGCGAAGAGGCUUGGAGAGAUUGCUCUGUUAGAGCAGCCUUUUAUUAAGGAUGAUGGUUUGUCUGUUAAGGAUUUGGUUAAGCAGACAGUUGCUUCGCUCGGUGAGAAUAUUAAGGUUAGGCGAUUUGUUCGGUUCACACUCGGCGAGUGAGAAAUCGGGAAUUGAAGUCUUGAGUUGCAGUUGAGGUAAAAAAAAAAAUAUCAAAACAAUUUUUGUUCUGUACAAGGCAAUCUGUUUUUCUUUUUUUUUUUUUUUGUUUGGAAGGUUAUGUUUUGGUGUAAUAUUGAUCACAGUUUUGUAGAGAUUCGUUUCGAAAUUUUACAUUUAGCCGAUGCAUAUGGUCGUAUAAAUCGGAUAUAUAUAAUUAUAC